UAAAUUGUUUUAUAAGAUAAGAGUUUGUCUAUUGUGUAUCACAUUGCAAACUCUAAAUCUUUUAAUCUAAGCAGGCAUACCAAUUUAUAGCUUCCACAAGAUCGUCUAUGGCGGCGGUAGCAGCUAAUCUAAGCAGAAGAUUAGAAGGAAAGGUUGCAGUAAUCACAGGCGCGGCAUCAGGAAUCGGAGAAGCCACAGUUGGGCUCUUUCAAAAGCAUGGAGCCAAAGUAAUCAUUGCUGACAUUGCAGACCAACUCGGUAAAAACCUUGUUCAGUCCCUUUCAGUUUCUCCAGAGGUCACAUACAUCCAUUGUGAUGUGAGAAGAGAAGAAGAUGUAAGUGCAGCGGUGGAUUUGGCCAUGGAGAAACAUGGUAAACUGGACAUUAUGUUUAAUAAUGCAGGAGUCAUUGACAAUAAAACUAAUAAGGCCGUAGAGUGUGACAUGGAAGAGUUUCAGCGUGCGAUGAAUGUAAAUCUAAGAGGAGUAAUGCUCGGAAUUAAGCAUGCAGGCCGCGUUAUGAUCCCAAACAAAAAGGGCUGCAUAAUUUCUACAUCGAGCAUUGCAGGGAUAUUUGGUGGAACGGCUUCAUAUUCAUACACAGCUUCUAAGCAUGCAGUCAUAGGCCUUACCAAACAAGGUGCGGCCGAGAUGGGAAAGUAUGGUAUCAGAGUGAAUUGUGUUUCUCCAUCUGGUUUAGCCACUGUUCUUGCAUUCCAAUACUUUGGAAUGAAUACCACCAAUGUAGAAGAGAAGAAGGUCGAGUGUGAGGCAUUUUGUAACAAGAUAUCCAAAUUGAAGAAUCAUACUCUCAAAGCACAUGAUAUUGCAGAGGCUGCUUUGUAUUUGGCCAGCGAGGAAGCUAAGUUUGUAAGUGGCCAUAAUCUUAUGGUAGAUGGAGGGUUCACAGUUGUAAACCAUGACUGGGGUCUCUACUAAUACAGAUAUAUAAAACUCCAAUAAAAGUAAAUUUAGUUUUGGUUAUGGUCAUUUAGGAAAAUAAAAAUUGUGGCAUUUUGUUAAAAUACGAAUAUAUAUCUUUCUAAGGGAUUUCAGAGGUUGGUUAUAUCGCAUGUUUGUGAUGAUAAAGAUAAGGAGGAAGGAUUUUGUGUGAUGUCAUUUCAGACCUCACUGAUGUAAGGGGCAAAUUAGAUGACCAAGAUCUCCCUUCACGGUCUGGAAUUGUUCUUAUUGUUUAAGCGACCUGUUUUUUCUGGUUAUCUGCUAUCAGUCUCCACCCAUAUGUCUAUGAUUUUGUUUAUUUGA
Messenger RNA from Cryptomeria japonica (Japanese cedar), 1265 nucleotides. Its product is annotated as short-chain dehydrogenase reductase 2a. The transcript is spliced from 2 exons. NCBI's taxonomy places the organism in Eukaryota, Viridiplantae, Streptophyta, Pinopsida, Cupressales, Cupressaceae. Gene Ontology annotation, molecular function: oxidoreductase activity. The record is from RefSeq and is a predicted model, not a curated record. The coding region runs from base 108 to 938 and encodes 276 amino acids.